This is a messenger RNA of Anoplopoma fimbria (sablefish), 2664 nucleotides long. RefSeq names its product sterol 26-hydroxylase, mitochondrial. The transcript is spliced from 9 exons. Lineage: Eukaryota; Metazoa; Chordata; Actinopteri; Perciformes; Anoplopomatidae. Gene Ontology annotation, cellular component: mitochondrial inner membrane. Bases 63 to 1697 code for a protein of 544 amino acids. Gene Ontology annotation, molecular function: iron ion binding; heme binding; monooxygenase activity. The record is from RefSeq and is a predicted model, not a curated record. Gene Ontology annotation, biological process: C21-steroid hormone biosynthetic process; glucocorticoid biosynthetic process; cortisol metabolic process.
UCCUGCCCGAGUAGAGUCCCACACUGACACACACUGACACUCACAAACACUCACAUUCCUCCAUGGGCUCCUCGGCUGCUGCUCUGCGGCUCUCUGGGCGUUGUGCUCGGACACUCCGGGAGGGCCAGGCCGCUCCAAGGCUGCAGCUCUGGUCCUCUGGAGAAAGAAGCAGAAAGCUGAACUACCAGGCGACCACUGAGGCUGGGAAGCUGAAGAGCAUCGAUGACCUGCCUGGUCCCAGUCUGACCACCACUCUGUACUGGUUGUUCCUCAGAGGAUACGCAGACAAGAGCCACCUACUGCAGGAUGUGCAGAAGAGCCUCUACGGGCCCAUCUGGCGCUCCCAGUUCGGCCCGUUUGACAUCGUCAACGUGGCGUCUCCGGAGCUCAUCGCUCAGGUGAUCCGGCAGGAGGGCCGCUACCCGUCCAGAGCCGAGCUGCCUCACUGGAAGGAGUACCGGGACCUGAGAGGACAGGCCUACGGGCUGCAUGUGGACACGGGACCCGAGUGGUUCCGAAUCCGCAGCGCCCUGAACCCCAAGAUGCUGAAGCUGCGGGAGGUGACGGCCUACGCUCCCAUCAUCCACCAGGUGGUCGGAGACCUGCUGCAGCGGGUGGAGCUCCUCAGACGUCACAGCCAGGACCAGGCCACCGUCUCAGAUAUGACCGCUGAGCUCUACAAGUUCGGCUUUGAAGGUAUCUCCUCCAUCUUGUUUGAGACCAGGUUGGGCUGCCUGCAGGAGGAGAUUCCUCCAGACACGCUGCGCUUCAUCGCCGCCGCCAACGCCAUGCUGACGCUGUCGGAGACCGUGGUGCUGUUCCCCCGCUGGAGCCGCGGCGUCCUCCCCUUCUGGAGGCGCUUCGUUCAGGCCUGGGACGACCUCUCUGACGUAGCUCGCUCCCUCAUCGACAGGAGGAUCGCCGAAAUAGAAGCUCAGGUGAGCAGCGGCGAGCCGGCAGAGGGGAUGUACCUGACCUACCUGCUGUCCUCUGAUAAGCUGAGCAGAGCCGAGGUCUACAUCAGCAUCACCGAGCUGCUGCUGGGGGGGGUCGACACGACCUCCAACACCCUGUCCUGGGCCUUGUACCACCUGGCUCGGGACCGCAGGGCUCAGGACCGACUGUUCGGAGAGGUGAGCUCCGUGUGUCCAGACGGACGGCAGCCGACCACAGAGGACCUGAGCAGGAUGCCCUACAUGAAGGCCGUCAUCAAGGAGACGCUACGCCUUUAUCCCGUCGUCCCUGGAAACGGACGCUUUAUCUCGGAGGACGAGGUGGUGGUGGGGAACUACUGGUUCCCAAAGAGGACUCAGUUCCACCUGUGUCACUACUCCGCCUGUCAUGAUGAAGAACAGUUUGUAGACGCCGAGCUCUUCGUCCCGGAGCGCUGGCUGCGUGCUGAGGAUCCGACCUCCGUCUGUGGACGGGUGUCGCCGGGCUUCUACCGGCACCACCCGUACAGCUUCAUCCCCUUCGGUGUCGGCGUGCGAGGCUGUGUGGGGAAGAGGGUGGCGGAGAUGGAGAUGUUCUUCGCUCUGUCCAGGCUCAUGCAGCACUACGAGGUCCAGCCUGAACCCGGUGCUCCGGUCGUGGAGCCUAAAACCAGAACCCUGCUCAUCCCCUCUCGGCCCAUAAACCUGCGCUUCCUGCCCCGGCCUGAAGAGAGCGCCGCUGAGGCUCAGCAGCACAGGUGUUAACUAUUCCCGUUCACACAGGGUGCAAACUAUUCAACGCCGGUCCAACAGAACGUGUCCAACUCCUGGUUCUUUAAAUGAAGCGUUGUGUUCAGGAGCAGAGCUGCUCGUGUCUGAACAUACUGCCAGUAGCGUCUCUGAAUAAAUGAGUUAUUUAAGGGCAACAUUCUGGUGUUUGUCGUCCUGGAUGUGAGAGCUUCUGCUUCUUUCCUCUCCAUGAAUCAAACCUGCCCUUGUUUACUCAUCCUGUAGUUUUCUUGUAAGUAUAUUCAGCACACAAAUCACUAAUUUCAAUGAAUAACGUGUGACUCGAGGACAGAGAUAACUCAUUAAUCAUUUAAUAAAGGGCUAUGUACUCGCGCUAAACUAACAAAUCAAAGUGUCCUUUAUUGUUUAACUUCACAGCUCCUCAUGCUCUGACUAAACCUUCUUUGCACAGAUUUGUUUAUGUUUUAUUGCUGAUUUGUUUGUUUGUCAUCAGUUGAUGAGACAUUCCUGGUUUAAAGUAAACUGAGGCAUUUGUUCUUUACUGUUGAAUUUAUCCUUUUUUCUCAACAUAAACUUAACUUUAAGGAAGUGAAAGGACGAGAGGAAUUAUGAAAUCGGUCCAGAUGUUGAAGUACAUGUCGUGUCUCGUUUCUGUCUUUAUUUCCUAACAAACAGUGUUUAAUAUGACGGCUAAAGCUCUGAACAUUUGGCUUUUUCUGCACACGAUUCUUUGCAGGAAACAGUGAUGCAACAGCAGCCUUAAAGAGUCUCUGUUUGGGGUGUUUAAUGGUAACUUGUAUAUAAAUGUGUAAGAUUAGAUGACUGGUAUAAACCUGAGGAUUAAUCUCUGUAACAUUUUGCAAUGAUGAUGUUGUCAUGAUUCAAAUAAAAUUAUAUUUUUAUCCUCAACUAAAUAAAGUUGAAUCUUAAGGUUUCAGUCUGUAAAUCAAACAUCAUUUAAGGGUCUUUUUCUGAAUCGUGA